AUGUCGACCAAUAUUGAACAGGCCUCUGCGGCCCCUCUACCUUACACCUGCAAUACCUGUCUUGUUGCGUUCCACAGGAGCGAUGCUCAGAGAGAUCAUAUGCGCAAAGACUGGCAUUUAUACAAUAUGAAGCGCCGUAUGGCGUCUCUUCCGCCAGUUGCUCUUGAUACCUUCAACGAGAAAGUUCUUGCUGCCAAAGCCACAUCAAGCCAGGCCGCCGCCAAGGCCUCCUUCGAAAAGACAUGCCAUCCCUGCCAGAAGACUUUUUACAGCGAGAACUCCUACCAAAACCACAUCAAAAGUUCCAAGCACAAGCAGCGCGAGGCCCGCCUCAGUAAGGAUGGCGAUGAUGCAUCAGUACUGAGUUCCGCAUUUUCUCUAGGCGAGCCCGUCAACAAAUCCCAUGAGAAUGAGGUGGCCAAGGUCACCGAUGGUCUUAAAUCCACCACUAUUCAAGAAGAGGAUGAUGAGGAUGAGGAGAUUCAAGGUGGUAAGGAUGACUACUCUGUAUCUCGCUGUCUCUUCUGCCGUGCCGACUCUGCCGAUGCCCAGACCAACGUGGAGCAUAUGUACAAGGCUCACGGCAUGUUCAUUCCGGAACGAGACUACCUGGUCGACCUCGACGGUCUUCUUCAUUAUCUCUAUCGCAAAAUCACCGAAAACCAUGAAUGUCUUUACUGCCAUGCCAUUCGCAACAAUGCUGCUGGUGCUCGCACCCACAUGCGCGACAAGGGCCAUUGUAUGAUUGCCUUCGAGGCUGAAGAGGAGCAGAUUGAGAUUGGCCAGUACUACGAUUUCCGCAGCACUUACUCUGAUGAUGAGGACGAGGAUGAGGAUGAGGAUAUGGCUGAUGCAGGCGGUGUCAAGGUCCAGGGCUCUGAUGGAGAUGAUGAGGGUUGGGAGACUGAAACUUCCGCCUCCUCUGUUGAUGGCGAUGAGACACACUCGCACCGAAAAGCACCCCUCAUCUAUGAAGAUGAAUGGGAACUCCAUCUUCCAUCUGGUAAGAGUGUUGGUCACCGCUCACUCGCCAAGUAUUAUCGCCAGAACCUGCACAACUACCCCACCGCAGAAGAGCGAGCUACUCGGCAGCUUGCUAUUGAGAAUGGCGAAAUUGAAGAAGAAGAGAAAUCUCGGGGCCGCAACCAAAACCGUGCUCUUAUCACCCGCGCCAAUGGCGGAACCGGUAUGAUCGGUGCCAGUGAUCAUCAAAAGCAAACUGUCGCUGUCGCGGAACGUCGCGAGAGAACCCGUGGCCUUCGCCAGGAGAAUCGUUACAAGGCCCGUCUUGAGAGAGCUAACAACUUCCAGAAACACUUCCGGGAUCCUCUUCUCCAAUGA
This is a messenger RNA of Penicillium macrosclerotiorum, 1341 nucleotides long. RefSeq names its product putative C2H2 finger domain protein. NCBI's taxonomy places the organism in Eukaryota, Fungi, Ascomycota, Eurotiomycetes, Eurotiales, Aspergillaceae. Gene Ontology annotation, cellular component: preribosome, large subunit precursor. Gene Ontology annotation, molecular function: zinc ion binding; nucleic acid binding. Bases 1 to 1341 code for a protein of 446 amino acids. Gene Ontology annotation, biological process: ribosomal large subunit biogenesis. The transcript is spliced from 3 exons. The record is from RefSeq and is a predicted model, not a curated record.